AUUGUAAUCAGCCUCAUCGGAUGGGAUUGCCGUUUACAAAAAGGGCCAACCCUAGUGUCGGUCACGGUUAGUCUUUUCACGGAAUCCAUUCCACCGGGACGUUUGUGCGAUAAUUACUCUCUUGUUGUUGAAUAAGUGAUCGUGCGCUUAAUCGAUUAUCAAAAUGAAUAAGACCGAGUUAAGCAAGGAUCAAAUGAAAAUCCUGAAGGAAGCCUUUGAGGCCUUCGAUAUCGAGAAGAAGAACAGCAUAUCGGUGGAGGUGGUCGGCACCAUCCUGGAGCUGCUCGGCCACACGCUCACCGAGGAAGAGCUGACGGAGGUGAUGGAAGAGUACGAUGUGGACGAGUCGGGUCAAAUCGAGUUUGAUGAGUUUCUGGAACUGGCAUCAAACUUUGUGGAACCGGAAGAGGAUUACGAUGCGUUACGGGCCGAGCUUCGGGAAGUGUUUAUGAUGUACGACAAGAAUGGAACGGGCUUUAUACCGGUCGAUGUAUUCAAAAAGAUUCUGCAGGAGUUGGAUGGUGCUGUGCCGGAGAAUGAGUUGGAUGAUAUCAUCGAUGAAAUUGAUGCCGAUGGCUCGGGAACGGUUGACUUUGAGGAGUUUAUGGAGGUUAUGACGGGUGAAUAAAUUAAACACAAUGUCCAACGAAAAAAUACGUUCCCUUUAUUCUUAGCGGAUUAGAUUGAAUCGAACUGUACAGAAGGGAUGAUAAUCGAAUUUAUACUCACCUGACACAAAACACCCAAACACCACUACACUGAACCACUUCUGAAACGUGUUAUUCAUUUCUCUUAUCGCACUCACACUCAGGGAACUCUUAUCGGAAAGUUGUAUUUAUUUUUCCUUCAUGGAAAACGAUAAGAACACAAUGAAAAUAAAAAUAAAAGGAUUUAAUAAAAUUU
Anopheles stephensi (Asian malaria mosquito) is the source of this 903-nucleotide messenger RNA. Its product is annotated as troponin C, isoallergen Bla g 6.0101-like. The record is from RefSeq and is a predicted model, not a curated record. Bases 164 to 628 code for a protein of 154 amino acids. Gene Ontology annotation, molecular function: enzyme regulator activity; calcium ion binding. NCBI's taxonomy places the organism in Eukaryota, Metazoa, Arthropoda, Insecta, Diptera, Culicidae. The transcript has 4 exons.